AUGGGCGGUACCAAGAGUUUCGUGAUGAAUCCGUUCCCGUCAAUGGAACUAUCGUCGGGUGAUAAGGAGCAAUUACAAAAGACUGCGGCCAACUUCCUUGCCGAAUCCAUGCAAUUGUACGAGACAUAUCUCAAAGACGAUGAUCGUAAAGUAGACGAGCGCCGUUGGAAACCCAUCAAGAUGAAAGAAAACCUGCGGUUAUAUCUCGAGAGGGAGGUACGUACAACGACGGACGGUAAUUUCUCCAUGAUGAACGAAGCGUCAGAGCAGGCUGGUACAUCGGUAACAAUGUGCGUCGGCACAAUGCAGGGCAACCUCGAGGACGUUGUAUUUGGUACAGUGAGCUCGACUUCAGAGGAUAUGUGCUUCAAUGCCACCUACGUCGAUGACCUUACGGGAGCAGCAGUUCUGGCCACUGUUGUCGAGCCCACCGUCGAAGAACCGUUGCAGACACUUGCACUCAAGUGGAUGGAGGUAAAUCUACCCCUGCAUUCGAACAAGCGCGACUUUGUGUUCAUUGAAGCCACGGGGUUCACGCAACUUGGUAACGGAGAGCGCGUGGGAUAUCGGUUGAUGUAUUCGAUUGGCUUUCCGCAAACGGCAGAGCUUCCGAACCGCGUUCGUGCUACCGUCAAUGUCUUUUUCCUCUAUCGACAGGACCACGACCAGUGCGUUGAUAUGUUUGCAUCCGGUGUCGUGGCUAACGGGUCAAACGUCGAAUCGUUCCUUGUCUCGGCGUGGGCCAUGAAGUUGUUCACGUCGCUUAAAUUCGCUCACUGUGGUGAGAUGAAGAAGCUUGCAUGGCUCAUGCAACGACGUUACGCUUUGGAUAAGCAGCAUGGUGCCCCCGCUGGAGAAGGCGAGUGCACAAACUGUGGCAUUCCCAUCAGUUCCAAAAUCUUUGGCAAGUUUGGUCGGUCUCGUGAUUCCUGCAAACUCUGCCAUCGACUCGUGUGUGGGACUUGUCGCGUCAAAAAGCGGCUGCAUUUCGUGACAUUGGAAUUGACAUUCGAGGAGCGUUCAACGUCCUUCUGUCCCUCCUGCAUCAAGGAGGGUUUCGACCUCAACACGGAAGAGGCCGCUCGCGCUCAGAUUGCAAGCAACAAAUACCAGUGCGUCUACUCAGGCACAGACUAUUCGUUUGCCAGCUCUUCCGACUUGGAGCGCACCCACACUGAUAACAAGACAAGUCUCUCCCUAUUAAAUUUGUCUGCAAAAGACCUCGAGUAG
Peronospora farinosa is the source of this 1230-nucleotide messenger RNA. The record is from the annotation of a GenBank genome assembly. Lineage: Eukaryota; Oomycota; Peronosporomycetes; Peronosporales; Peronosporaceae.